UCACUGGAAAAUGGAUGACGAUGACUUUGGAGGCUUUGAGGCGGCAGAGACCCUUGAAGGUGGAAAUGGUGAACCACAGGCGACUUCUCCAGCUAUUCCUUGGGCAGCAUUUCCUUCAGACGUUCUCCAGGACGAGGCUGCAGCUGCGACUUCUGCCUGCUUUGUCCCUGCCAAUCCAUUAACUUCAUCAGAUGAUACUGUGACAGAUAGUCAACUGUCAUCCACUACUUUAAAUCUGCCUGAUCUCAAAGAACAGGCUCCGUUAUCAAUUGGUCUUUGUUUGGAAGUACCAGAGUCUACUUUAUGUCUGCCUGAAGAUUUAAAAGCAACUGAUGAUGGCGAUGAUAAUGAUGAAAAAGUGGGAUUAAAGGAAUCAAAGAAUCGUCUUCAACAAACACUUGCAAGUCUAGAAGUUAAACUCAAAGCAGCUGACGAAGAAAAAUAUAAAAUAAGAAAGGAGUUGGAAGAUUUGUUGGAAAAAUACAGGGUUCUGGAAACUGAUUUCCUGAAAGACAAGGAGGAUAAAUUAAUUUCACACCAAGAUAGGUACAGCGAGCUCCAGGAGAAGCAUAAACUUGAGUUGGAAGACAUGCGAAGAAGUGGACAUGAGGCCUUGGCUAUUAUUGUAGAAGAAUUCAAGGCCUUACUACAGUCCACGGUUCAGCAGCGAGAAGAAGCGGUUGAAAAACAAUAUUUAUCUGCGAUAGAAAGACAAGCGCAGAAGUGUGAAGAACUCCUUACUGCUCAGCAUCAAAGGCUGCUUGAUAUUCUGAAUAAGGAGCGUGAAGUGUUAAAGGGAAAAAUAGAAGAAUCUUUGAUGCAGCAAUCGCAGGAAUAUAAGGAAAUUCUGGAAACAUGUAUGGCAGAUGAAAGGCAAAACAAUAAGGAGGCUCUGGCCACAGCUGCAAAGAUUGAAAAAGAAAACGUGCAAGCUGCCGUUCUGAUAGCGGUGAAAGAAGAAAGGGAAAAUAUGGAAAAGCUUCAUGCAGAAGAAAAGGAGCGGUGGCAACUGGAGCGAAGCAAAGAUCGCGAAAAGAUUGCUCAAGCAGUGGAGGAUGCAAUGCAAGAGCACAGGCAAAACAGUCAGGAGACUAUAAAGGCAGCAAUCAUAGAGGAGCAAAAGAAAAGUGAAAAAGCUGUCGAAGAAGCUGUGAGGCAAGCAAGGGACGAGCUAAUGGAAUAUAUCAAGGAGCAGAAAAGGCUUGAUCAAGUUAUCCGUCAACGUAGCCUAUCCAGUUUGGAACUGUUCCUCUCAUGUGCGCAGAAGCAACUGAAUACUUUACUACAGGACGAACCUCCAACUACAGCUGCAGAACAAACUUGCCUUCUCCCUUAA
Messenger RNA from Euleptes europaea (tarantolino), 1336 nucleotides. RefSeq names its product coiled-coil domain containing 91 (gene CCDC91). The record is from RefSeq and is a predicted model, not a curated record. Gene Ontology annotation, cellular component: trans-Golgi network. Bases 11 to 1336 code for a protein of 441 amino acids. The transcript is spliced from 12 exons. Gene Ontology annotation, biological process: Golgi to lysosome transport. NCBI's taxonomy places the organism in Eukaryota, Metazoa, Chordata, Lepidosauria, Squamata, Sphaerodactylidae.